AGUGAUGCCCCGCUAUUGCGCAGCGAUUUGCUGUAAGAACCGCCGGGGACGAAACAGUAAAGACCGGAAGCUGAGUUUUUACCCUACCGUGAUGAAUAGAAACAGCAAGAAUGGGCAUCCUUGCCUUGUUCCAGAUCUUAGAGGAAGAGAUUUCAGUUUUUCACCAUUGAUUCUGGUGUUACCUAUGGAUUUUUCAUAUACAGCAUUUAUUGUGUUGAGAGCAGUGGCAUCACACGUGCUUGGGAAGAUUCAGAGUAGAACAUCUCCUGUGAUAUGCCUCACCCCAUCUUUCCACCCUCAAGUCACGAAUGAAGACAAUGUGACAUGCUGAUGAUGAUAAACUGAGGCACAAAGAGGUUACAUAACUUCUCCAAAGUCAAACAACCAGAUUUUUGGACCCAAUGAUCUGACACCAGAGCCCUGGCCCUCACUAUACUGAAGGAAUCUAUGGCAGCAUUGAAAGGACAGCAGCUACAGGGUGUGUUGCUGGGGAAGACUCAGGACUCUUGAUUCAAACACCAUGUUACUGCUUAGAAGCUGUGUGACCAGGAUCAAGUCAUUAAACUCGAAGAGGAAAUUACACCCACUUUCAGAACUGUUAAGCAUUCCAAAUUGCCCCCAUGCUGAACCGUGACUGUAAAAAUAACGGAGAAAUCUCAGAUGUGUAUAUAAUUUGAAAGAGUCUCACAUAAAAGAUGUCUCUUCAGAUAUUCUUGUAGCUUUUUACAAGAACUUGGUAGACCCCACUUCAUUCCAGUAGACAAGAUUCUAAGGCUCAGGGAGAGCACCUUACAGGAGAAAUCUAUUAAUUCAGUGGAAUCGGCCCAAGUAUUCUGCAUCAGCCGGCCAAUACAGAAUCCAGGUAAGCCCUCCUGUUCAUGAGGAGUGGGAAAGCUUGGCUGCAUGGGGGCCAGAGCACGGGGAACUAAGCAACAGGGCUUUGGAAACCACAGCAAGCAAGAUCUCCAUGUGUGGCCGAGAGUGAGCUGCAACGCCAGCAGACUUGUCAGCCCUCAACAUGGAGGCUCCAACAUGAAGAAGCCACAGACCAAAAGACCUCUUUGGGGGUCACCCAUAAACAUUCUCAUCCACUCAUAUGAUCAUGGAGGGGGUGACGGACCUAUACAAUCAACUGAGAUUGGAUCUCCAGCCAACUCAGAUCUUAGUUUCCUGACCAAGGAUUGAACACGUACUCUUGGCAGUAAAAGCUUGGCGUCCUAACCACUGCACCACCAAGGAAUUCCCUGUAUAGACACGUGCGGCCAUCUACACUGCAAGAUCUCACUUCCACCGGCUUUGGAUAUUCCGGGGAUUUGCAAUGCCGCCACCUGUGGACAUCGUCAAGGUGGCCAUAGAAUGGCCUGGCGCCUACCCCAAGCUCAUGGAAAUCGACCAGAAAAAACCACUGUCUGCAAUAAUAAAGGAAGUCUGUGAUGGGUGGUCCCUUGCCAACCAUGAAUACUUUGCACUGCAGCAUGCUGAUAGUUCAAACUUCUAUAUCACAGAAAAGAAUCGCAAUGAAAUAAAAAAUGGCACUAUCCUUCGAUUAACCACAUCUCCAGCUCAAAACGCCCACCAGCUCCAUGAACGAAUCCAGUCGUCGAGUAUGGACGCCAAGCUGGAGGCCCUGAAGGACUUGGCCAGCCUCUCCCGGGAUGUCACGUUUGCCCAGGAGUUUAUCAAUCUGGAUGGCAUCUCUCUCCUCACGCAGAUGGUGGAAAGCGGCACUGAACGAUACCAGAAAUUGCAGAAGAUCAUGAAGCCUUGCUUUGGAGACAUGCUGUCCUUCACCCUGACGGCCUUUGUGGAGCUGAUGGACCACGGAAUAGUGUCCUGGGAUACGUUUUCGGUGGCAUUCAUUAAGAAGAUAGCAAGUUUUGUCAACAAGUCAGCCAUAGACGUCUCCAUCCUGCAGCGGUCCUUGGCCAUUCUGGAGUCCAUGGUGCUCAACAGUCAUGACCUCUACCAGAAGGUGGCGCAAGAGAUCACUAUUGGCCAACUCAUUCCCCAUCUUCAAGGGACAGAUCAAGAAAUCCAAACCUAUACCAUUGCAGUGAUCAAUGCACUUUUCCUGAAGGCUCCUGAUGAGAAGAGGCAGGAGAUGGCGAAUAUUUUGGCUCAGAAGCAACUGCGUUCCAUCAUCUUAACACAUGUCAUCCGAGCUCAGCGGGCCAUCAACAAUGAAAUGGCACACCAGCUGUACGUGCUGCAGGUGCUAACCUUUAACCUUUUGGAAGACAGGAUGAUGACCAAGAUGGAUCCCCAGGACCAGGCUCAGCGGGACAUCAUAUUUGAACUUCGAAGAAUUGCUUUUGAUGCAGAGUCUGAACCAAAUAACAGCAGCGGCAGCAUGGAGAAGCGCAAGUCCAUGUACACCCGGGAUUAUAAAAAACUUGGCUUCAUUAAUCAUGUCAACCCUGCCAUGGACUUUACCCAGACACCUCCUGGGAUGUUAGCUCUGGACAAUAUGCUCUACUUUGCCAAGCACCACCAGGAUGCCUACAUUCGGAUUGUGCUUGAGAACAGUAGCCGAGAAGAUAAGCAUGAAUGUCCCUUCGGCCGCAGUAGUAUAGAGCUGACCAAGAUGCUGUGUGAGAUCUUGAAAGUGGGCGAGCUGCCUAGUGAGACCUGCAACGAUUUCCACCCGAUGUUCUUCACCCACGACAGAUCCUUCGAGGAGUUUUUCUGCAUCUGUAUCCAGCUCCUGAACAAGACAUGGAAGGAAAUGAGGGCAACCUCUGAAGACUUCAACAAGGUAAUGCAGGUGGUGAAGGAGCAGGUUAUGAGAGCUCUUACAACCAAGCCUAGCUCCCUGGACCAGUUCAAGAGCAAACUGCAGAACCUGAGCUACACCGAGAUCCUGAAAAUCCGCCAGUCUGAGAGGAUGAACCAGGAAGAUUUCCAGUCUCGCCCGAUUUUGGAACUAAAGGAGAAGAUUCAGCCAGAAAUCUUGGAGUUGAUCAAACAACAACGCCUGAACCGCCUCGUGGAAGGGACCUGCUUUAGGAAACUCAACUGCCGGCGGAGGCAAGACAAGUUUUGGUAUUGUCGGCUUUCACCAAACCACAAGGUCCUGCAUUAUGGAGACUUGGAAGAAAGUCCUCAGGGAGAAGUGCCCCACGAUUCCUUGCAGGACAAACUGCCGGUGGCAGAUAUCAAAGCUGUGGUGACGGGAAAGGACUGCCCUCAUAUGAAAGAGAAAGGUGCCCUUAAACAAAACAAGGAGGUGCUUGAACUUGCUUUCUCGAUCUUGUAUGACUCAAACUGCCAGCUGAACUUCAUAGCUCCUGACAAGCAUGAGUACUGUAUCUGGACAGAUGGGCUGAAUGCGCUGCUGGGGAAAGACAUGAUGAGUGACCUGACGAGGAAUGACUUGGACACGCUGCUCAGCAUGGAAAUCAAGCUCCGCCUCCUGGACCUGGAAAACAUUCAGAUCCCCGACGCACCUCCACCCAUCCCCAAGGAGCCCAGCAACUAUGACUUUGUCUAUGACUGUAACUGAAGCGCCUGGGGCCCAGAAGCUCCCCCUCCAAAACUGGAAGAGCUAGCUAACAGGAGAGAAGAAUGAAAACGCUCCCAUGCCUUGGAAUCCGCCGUGGUAGAGGAAAGCUGUGGUCCACAUUUCCUUUGGCCCCAGCGCCUCUAGCCCCGGCGUCUUCCUGCCCCUCCCUGGCGUCCUGCUCACCGCCCUGAUUCCAUUUCUAGACUCCGUUGCUUUAGGUCACCUCCCGUUGCUGCAGCCUAAGGUGGGAGAAAAGCAAAACCCACCGCCAGUAAGAGAGCCAGAGGGCCCUUCCAUCUUCAUCCCAGCAGGCAAGCCCUCCCCUCCUGGAGGCUGAAAGCCAGCAGCACCAGACCGCCCCCAAACCUACAGCCAGACCCAGGGGUGUGCCCGAGGCCUGUGUCUGGAAGAAACAGUCGAGCUGCUUGAGGAAACCAAACACCUCCUCAUUCCCCUGCUGUCUAGAGUCCGCUCACAUCACCAUGUGAAUUGAAAUCUGCUUCCAAACCCCCUCCCUCCCGCAUCCCGGCCUUUGCCUGCCCUGUCCCUCUCUGGUCCCAAGAGCAGCAGAGGCAGCUUCUUUCUAGUUCUCGCCAGCGCUGGGUCUCCAGACACAGUCCGUGGGUCCCAUGGCCACUUCACGUCCGCCCUGUGACUGUGACCGCCCUUCCUGCCUCCCAGCUAGUCUUGGCUUUCCUGUCCCCGCCCCAGCCCAGACCUGCCGUCUUCAUUGCCACACACCCUUCCAGCCCCUUAGCUGAAAGCACAAAUGGUGAAAUCAGUCACCUUGCUCCAUCUCUAAUGUACUAAAUCUAAAAGCCUCGAUGACAGGCAGUUGCUAUCUAAGGGUUUGGUGGUCCUUCUCCUGGUGGUUCUGCUGAACACAGGUUUCCACAGGAUGGUCAUCCAAGUUUACAUCGUUGUAAUUAUUACAGGUAUUGACAGUUUGCAAGGGUUCAGGGUUGUUGGUUUGGUGGGGGGGUGGGUUAUGGUUUUUUUUGGUUCUUUUUUUCUUUGCUUUGUUUUUGUACAAAAGAGUCUAACAUUUUUUGCCAAACAGAUAUAUAUUUAAUGAAAAGAAAAGAUACAUAAAGGUGUGUACUUUCCAGGGUUUUUUUUUUUUUUUUUUAAUUAUUUGAAUCCUAAACCUCUUCCUGAGAAUAACAUUCCCCUAAACAUGCUGUGGAAUAAAAUUAAUCGUGAUGA
Molecule: messenger RNA, 4708 nt
Organism: Balaenoptera ricei (Rice's whale)
Lineage: Eukaryota; Metazoa; Chordata; Mammalia; Artiodactyla; Balaenopteridae
Gene: ELMO1
Product: engulfment and cell motility 1
Exons: 30
Coding region: 1319-3502 (727 amino acids)
Biological process (GO): actin filament organization; cell motility
Cellular component (GO): plasma membrane; guanyl-nucleotide exchange factor complex
Source: RefSeq, a predicted model, not a curated record